This is a messenger RNA of Ananas comosus (pineapple), 1610 nucleotides long. RefSeq lists its product as uncharacterized. The record is from RefSeq and is a predicted model, not a curated record. Bases 69 to 545 code for a protein of 158 amino acids. The transcript has 7 exons. NCBI's taxonomy places the organism in Eukaryota, Viridiplantae, Streptophyta, Magnoliopsida, Poales, Bromeliaceae.
GUUGUAAUUAGGGUUUUGAGAGAGAGAGGGAUAGAGGAGGUGAAGAAGAAGAAGAGGAGGUGGUCGCCAUGGGGACGAGGGAGGUGUACGAGGAGAAGCUCCGCACGGGGAAUCUGUACCAUGACCCCACCAUUAAACCCGGCCUCGGCUCCCCUCGUUGCCCCCGAUGCCUCUCCCUCGUUAACCCUAAUUCCGGAGAAGGUGAGUGGGCGAUCACUUCUGUUUUGCACGAUGCGGCUGCGGUGGCCGGUUCGGGGGCCGGUGCACUGCUUAGCGCAGUUCAUGGAUUCAAUACGGGAAUUCCGUUUAUUCAGAAACAUGUGAGGGGUUCCAAGUGGAUGCACUUGCUUAUUGGGCUUCCUCCUCUUCUUUUGUACUCUGGUGCUAGUGCUGCAUUUGGAGCCUACGUUGUUCCAAAAUUUACCCAGCUCACCGUGACGUCCUAUUAUGCAGCAUCAAGUGCCUCACACUAUGCAAUAUCACAGAUCACCCGUUCCAUUGAAGAGGCUCAUUCAUCUCGUAGUCUUCAAGAUAAACCCAGAUGAGAUAUGCCAUUCAUAUCAGGUCAACAGAUGUUGUAUCAGAGGACUUUUUCAUAUUGCUUCCACGGAGACUUCUUGGUAGGAAUUGACUAUCAGAAAGAGCCCAUCAAAUUGGGAUUGCGUGAUAGUAGUGGCAAUGUAGUGGUGAAGGUAACAAGUAUCUUUGAUUGUAGAACAGAAACUUGCUAAUCUUUCCAUUUUAUUGAUGUGAUCAACAAAAAAAGCUGCUUAACUUCCGGUGAGUUGCAUAGGAUUGAAAAAGAAAGGGACGUUUUGAAGGAUAAGUGACUUUCUUUAGGACAGAGAGAUACUGAAUGGUAUUUGAGUUAUUUGUGAUUGCUUGAUGAUAUACCAACUAUUUCUAAUUGUUAGGUUGCUGGGAAGUUGUUCAGCAAAGAAAAGUAAUGUUUGGGUUUGUGCGAUAGAAGUUUAGGGGAUAAUCGUAGUCUUCUUGGUUAAGUGAUUCUAGAUUGCUUUCAUGUUCCAUUUUCUAUACAGUAUGAUUCAUAAUGUAAGGCAGAGAAACUAUGCUCUUAAGAAUAGAAUGUUGUCUACUGGGAGGACCAAAGUAGUACCAAGCCCAAUUUUAGAUCUUGCGGACGUCAUAAUUUUAAACAUGAAAGCAAGUUUAGGUCGGGUGAAUGUGGGAAUCUUACUUGCUCCACUGGUCUACAUGGCAGAAAAUUUUGGUAGCUUAAAAGAAAGGAUGGAAGUUGCAGAGUAGGCUUAUAAUUUACGCGUUUCGUGAAUGCAAACCUUGGCUGAACUCUUAUCAGAUUAUUCUUGGGUGCUUUUUGGUUGUUGUUUGCUUUUUUACUUUUGUUUCUCUUUCACUUCUUUAAGGUUGUAUGUACUUUGCGGUUGGUCUCUAUAUUUUUCUUCGUUCCCUUUGUUGCAUAUUGUAAGAGAAAAUAUAAAAACAAAUGGUACCCUUUCCUAUUGAAAGGAGAAGUUUGCUUGCAAACCCCAGCUAUCUGAAUGUGCUUUUAUCUUGAAGAACUGAAGGGGGGAAGAAUGAAUAAUGAAUGCCAUGAGCAAUGCCCAACUCUGACCUUAUUUUGAUGGUUA